CACCCCCGCCGCACCCGCCCUGCGCGUCGCCCGCCCGCCCGGGGCCGCUCGCGCGGCCGCCCACCAUGGCCUCCGAGGAGCUGUACGAGGUCGAAAGGAUUGUAGACAAAAGGAAAAACAAGAAAGGGAAGACAGAGUACUUGGUCCGAUGGAAAGGCUACGACAGUGAGGACGACACCUGGGAGCCGGAGCAGCACCUGGUGAACUGUGAGGAGUACAUCCACGACUUCAACCGGCGCCACAUCGAGAAGCAGAAAGAGAGCACCUUCACCCGGACAAACAGGACCUCUCCAAACAAUGCCAGGAAGCAGAUCUCCAGAUCCACCAACAGCAACUGUUCAAAGACCUCCCCUAAAUCCCUGGUGAUUGGCAAAGACCACGAGCCAAAAAACAGCCAGCUCUUUGCCGCCAGCCCAAAGUUCAGGAAAAACGCAGCUCCAGCCCUCUCCAACCGGAAGAAUAUGGACCUCGCAAAAUCAGGGAUCAAGAUCCUCGUGCCUAAGAGCCCCAUUAAGAGCAGGACAGCCGUCGAUGGCUUUCAGAGUGAGAGCCCCGAGAAGCUCGACUCCGUGGAGCAGGGUCAGGAGGACACAGUGGCGCCCGAGGUGGCCGCCGAGAAGCCGGUUGGAGCCCUGCUGGGCCCUGGUGCCGAACGAGCAAGGAUGGGCAGCAGGCCCCGGAUCCACCCACUGGCGUCCCAGGCGGCGGGCCCGGUGACUGCAGCCAUGGCCACGGGAUUAGCCGUUAACGGGAAGGGAACAUCUCCGUUCAUGGAUGCGCUAACAGCCAACGGGACAACCAGCAUACAGGCACCUGUCACUGGCGUGUCAGCCGGGAAAAGGAAAUUUAUUGACGACAGAAGAGACCAGCCUUUCGACAAGCGGUUGCGCUUCAGCGUGAGGCAAACGGAGAGUGCCUACCGAUACAGGGACAUUGUCGUCAGGAAGCAGGACGGUUUCACCCACAUCUUGUUAUCGACAAAGUCGUCAGAAAAUAAUUCACUGAACCCCGAGGUGAUGAAAGAAGUGCAAAGCGCCCUGCACACAGCGGCAGCCGACGACAGCAAGCUCGUGCUGCUCAGCGCCGUAGGCAGCGUCUUCUGCUGCGGGCUUGAUUUUAUUUAUUUUAUCCGGCGUUUAACAGAUGACAGAAAGAGAGAAAGCACUAAAAUGGCAGAAGCUAUCAGAAACUUCGUGAAUACUUUCAUCCAGUUUAAGAAGCCAAUCAUUGUGGCAGUGAACGGCCCUGCCAUUGGACUGGGAGCCUCCAUCUUGCCUCUUUGUGACGUGGUCUGGGCCAACGAGAAGGCCUGGUUUCAGACACCCUACACCACUUUCGGGCAGAGCCCCGACGGCUGCUCCACAGUUAUGUUUCCCAAGAUUAUGGGAGGAGCAUCUGCAAAUGAAAUGUUAUUUAGUGGACGGAAACUGACAGCGCAGGAGGCCUGUGGCAAAGGACUGGUCUCCCAGGUGUUCUGGCCGGGGACGUUCACCCAGGAAGUUAUGGUUCGAAUUAGGGAACUUGCCUCGUGCAAUCCAGUUGUGCUUGAGGAGUCCAAGGCCCUCGUGCGCUGCAACAUGAAGAUGGAGUUGGAGCAGGCCAACGAGAGGGAGUGCGAAGUGCUGAAGAAAAUCUGGGGCUCGGUCCAAGGAAUGGACUCCAUGUUGAAAUACCUACAGAAGAAAAUCGAUGAGUUUUGAUGGGCCAGCCACCUCCCGAACAGCACUGGAACUGUGGCUCCCGGUGGCCUGCGUUUACCCUUAGCUCACGCUUGGAACCAGGACUGGAGCCGUCCAAGCUAUUUAUUACCAAGGAGUUUUUGAGUACUGUACCUUUAAAAUAAACAACUACAACGCUCCUCUGUCCAAACGUCAUUAUUUUGUACUUAAUUUACCCCCCGAGUCUACAAGUAUCAUGGUGAGCACUAGGCUGCUCUUUGGAGCUCUACUUUUUGUUCUCUUGGGCUAGUACUGUAUACAAAGGAAAAGAAUUGUGUCUUGCUGUUUCAGGAGAGUUCUGGAAUAGUGUUUGUUUUCCACAUUUUUCCCUUCAGGGACACAGAAUCUAAAGGGGGUGUUGGCCAGCCUCAACCUUCCCUGCCCCAGGUGGCCAUACAGCAAGAUCUGAGAGAAUGCCUUUGUCUUCAAGAAGGUGUAAAUACCUCAGAGGUGAGAAAUUCUAAAUCAAAAGUGAGGCUUAGGAUACAUACUCCUGAUGAAAAAGCCACUGGCAGGCAUACCCCCAAACUAAAUGUAUGCUUGUGAUUCAUUCAUGCUGAGAAACGUUUCCCCUCUCUUUUUUUUCCAUACAUCCAGUUCUUACCCAGUUAACAUAAAGAAACCACUGUCUCUCUAGAAGAAAGCUUGUUUUGCAGUAUUAGUGAAUCACUGAAUAGCUUAAGUAGGGAUGUCUAAGUUAUAAGUUAGUCUUAGUGGGUUUCAAAUAAUCAGUUUUUCUGACCCUUUUGAAAAAUAUAACUACAUAAUUGCUUCUUGUUGCUGGGUGAGAAAUACAACUUUAUAUACAGUUUUGGUUUUCUGUUUGCAGAUACAAUUGUAUUACACCAAAAAAAGUAUUUUUAUGUUUAAAAACUGUAAUUUUUAGGUUCACUUAGAAUAUAUUUUAUUUAAUAAGUUAAACUUCUUUUGGCACACUGUUAAAUGCAGAAACUCCUUUCAAAAAAAAAAAAAACUACCUUCUAUUAGACAUCUAAUGUUCUUUGUGCUUUCAUGUCUACACAAUAUCCUGAAGACAAAUGGUGUCCAAGAGUGCCCUGUGUACAUAGACAUUGUGCAUUCCUUCCGGGAGUGGUGACUGAUUCCUGACUCCAGGUGCCUAUUAUUUAGGCCUCUGAGCUGGCAAUCAUAUUGAAUGUAUGAAGAAUGAAAUAAAAUCAAAACCUUAUUUUUGUACAGUUUUGAAGUUUAUACUUAGAACUGACCACCUCCCCGGCCACGCGGAGAGCUGUAUAAUGUGUAAAUCUGCCUCAACCUUGGAUCGAUUGGUACAGUAGUUUUGCAUCUGUGGGACCCACUUUUUUUGUUAAGUAGUUUGAACUAUAUAUAAACUGUACAAUCUGUAAAGUUUUUAUAGAAUUAAAUAUUCAGCUGUGAAAACUGGUUAAAUAAAACUAAUAUUUCUUAACACA
Choloepus didactylus (southern two-toed sloth) is the source of this 3148-nucleotide messenger RNA. RefSeq names its product chromodomain Y like (gene CDYL). Gene Ontology annotation, molecular function: transcription corepressor activity. The record is from RefSeq and is a predicted model, not a curated record. The transcript has 7 exons. Lineage: Eukaryota; Metazoa; Chordata; Mammalia; Pilosa; Megalonychidae. Gene Ontology annotation, cellular component: nucleus. The coding region runs from base 66 to 1700 and encodes 544 amino acids.